CCAACCCAAAACACAACACCACCACCACCACCACCAUUGCUCACCUUUACCAUACCUUCCACUGAAAGAUGGCCGCCGCCACCGCCUCAGCCGCCGCUUCUCUUGUCGUUCUCCUUUCGAUCACCGCCGCCCUCUCUCUCAUCUCCCCCUCCCUCGCCCUAACCUGCAACCCCCAGCCCUCCUUCCCCAACAAGAGGACUUACUCCAGCUGCGCCGCCCUCCCCCACCUCAACGCCACCCUCCACUUCACCUUCGACCCCGCCAACUCCUCCCUCUCCCUCGCCUACUCCGCCGCCCCGCCCUCCUCCUCCGGCGGCGGAUGGGUCGCCUGGGCCAUCAACCCCACCUCCACCGGCAUGGUCGGAGCGCAAGCGAUGAUGGCGCUCAAGAGCUCCUCCGGCUCCGUCGUCGCCAAGACCUUCAACAUCUCCUCCUACCACUCCAUUGUCGAGUCCAAGCUGUCGUUCGACGUGUGGGACCUGAGCGCCGACGAGGCUGCCGGCGGGACCAUGAGGCUGUUCGCGUCGGUGAAGGUGCCGGCGGGCUCGAGGAGCCUGAACCAGCUGAACCAGGUGUGGCAGGUGGGGCCGAGCGUGACGAGCGGCGUGCCGGACAGGCACUCGAUGGCGACGGACAACAUGCAGUCGAAGGGGACGCUCGAUUUGGUCGCCGGGCAGAGCACGAGCGGCGGAGGCGGUGGAUCCGGGACCAAGAAGAAGAAUAUCCAUGGAAUUCUCAAUGCUGUGAGCUGGGGGAUCAUGUUCCCGAUCGGAGCCAUCAUCGCGAGGUACGUGAGGGCCUUCCCGUCCGCCGACCCGGCGUGGUUCUAUCUCCACGCCUUUUGCCAGUCCUCGGCCUACGCGAUCGGGGUCGCCGGUUGGGGAACCGGCCUGAAGCUGGGCAGCGAAUCUAAGGCAAUCCGGUACACCGGUCACCGGAAUAUCGGGAUCGCCCUCUUCGCUGUGGCGACGGUGCAGAUCUUUGCGUUGUUCCUGAGACCGAAGAAGGACCACAAGUACCGGUUCUACUGGAAUAUCUACCACCACGGCCUCGGGUACACCAUCCUCGUCCUCGGUAUCCUCAAUGUGUUCAAAGGCCUCGACAUCCUGCAACCUGAGAACAAGUGGAAAUCGGCGUACAUCAUCUUCAUAUCGGUGCUGGGCGGAGUAGCCGUGCUGUUGGAACUGAUUACGUGGAUCAUUGUCCUGAAGAGGAAGUCGGGUAAGCCCACGAAGCCCUACGACGGAUACAACAAUGGACAAGGGAGGCAACAACCGCUCGCCAUAUAACCAACAAAGCAGGGCACCGGCGUCCAUUCGGGUUACAUAGGAUCUGCUGCUACUCACUCACAGAAAACAUUACGAGCCUUCUUAUCUACUACAGAGUCUUCUCUAUUUUGUUCGUCAUGCGUAGUUCUAGCCUGUAUAAUGACUCUUGUUUGACACAGGGUUAUUCUUUGGUAAUAUAUGCACAGGUCGUUUGGUCAGCA
Molecule: messenger RNA, 1489 nt
Organism: Syzygium oleosum
Lineage: Eukaryota; Viridiplantae; Streptophyta; Magnoliopsida; Myrtales; Myrtaceae
Product: cytochrome b561 and DOMON domain-containing protein At3g25290-like
Exons: 4
Coding region: 69-1289 (406 amino acids)
Source: RefSeq, a predicted model, not a curated record